AUGACGCUCCUGGAGAAGCUCUUGGGCAGCACGCUGGUCUCGCGGCGCGGCGAGACGUCCACGCUCGAGGCGCUGGCGCACAAGUCGGUGGUGGGGCUCUACUUCACGGCCAGUACCUGCCACCCGUGCCGAGCCUUCACGCCCGUGCUGGCGACUGUGUACCGCAACAUGACGCUCAACGCGUACAAGUCGCUGGCCAUGAAGGAGCAGCUGGACGUGGUGCUGCUGUCCAACGACCGGAGCCCCGUGGCCUUCCACGACGCGCUGCUGCAGACGCCGUUCCUCGCCGUGCCCUUCCACCGACGCGACGUCGUGCAGGACCUGUGGAAGCGCUACGACGUCAAGACGAUCCCGACGCUCAUCUUUGUGGACGCCAACGGCGACGUGGUCGAGCGCGAGGGCCGCCGCUUCAUCGAGAAUAACUACACGGACCUGCGCAAGAUCUGGGAGCACCUGGCGCCGUCGCUCUCGUCGUCUUCGGGGCCGGAGACCACGAUUCCGUGA
Molecule: messenger RNA, 504 nt
Organism: Phytophthora sojae
Lineage: Eukaryota; Oomycota; Peronosporomycetes; Peronosporales; Peronosporaceae
Exons: 1
Coding region: 1-504 (167 amino acids)
Source: RefSeq, a predicted model, not a curated record